AUGGCCGGUGCAGCGAGUGUAAGGCGGGCCUUGACCCGCGAUGUGGUGGAGGCCCAAGUGGCCGCGAUCCGGCGGGACCGACCUUUGCCUCCAGCUUACCUGGUCCUGCGAGCUGCCGGCGAGGAGGGCCGAGACGACUACUCGGUCGCAUACCUGCUCCGCUGCCGCGAGAAUGGCUUCAUGGCUGCCGUCCCCGGCGUAGGCCGGGUCCAGGAAUACGUAGAGAGCUUGCUUUCGGAGGAGGGCGACUCGCUUGUGCUCUUCUACACGGACCAAGUGCAGGCCGAAACUGUUCGUGGUCGCCGGCUCGGGCCGGGGGAGGUCCUUCUUCUGGAUUUGCCGUGGUCUGCAGUCGACCAGCUGGUGGGCCCUCAGGCUUUGCGAGGCAUUGCCGAUCGGGCCGCGAGGGUUGUUACCUUGAGCGUCGCAGACUCUCCGGGCCGCCCUUGUACUGGAGACGCUUUGGAUGCAGCCGCUCGCUGGGUGGACCGAUUGGAUCCCGACACUGCUCAGGAGUACUAUGCCAGCGCUCAGGAAGUCGAGGAGGAGCUCCCGGAGGACAUCGACGGCGAGGAGUUGGAGGCAGACGAAGCUCCGGCAGCAGCUGCACCUUCACCGGCCCCGGCGCCGAGUUUGCGUCCCGUGCCACCGGUAGCUGCGCCGCCGGCUGCCGCCGCCUCGCGGAGGACGGGUGCUCUGUUCGCCUCUGCGCCGGCCCUCACGGAUCAAGAGAUUCAGCGGCUGCGCGCCUUGGCCGGUGCGGCCCCCGCUCGGACAGGAGGUGUGGAACGAACGACUCGCCCGGUCCUGGCCGACCCUCUGGAAUCGGAUCUGCAUGCCGAAGCUGCGGCGGGCGCCCUGCCCCCACCGGAUGUGGAGGACCCUGCCUUGGAGGAUCCAGGAGUGGCGGCCGAACUCCAGCAGGGGUCUUCGUUGCAGCUGCUGCUCCUGGCCCAGAUGCGGCAGAAUGCUGCCCUGAUUCAGCGGCUCUCUCCUUCGAAGGCGGCCGACGGCAUUCAGGAUGUUCUUUCCGGAGGUCCCAGCGGAGGCGACAGCAGCAGCGGAAUAAAGGGUCACCUUGCUCGGGAUGCUUUCCUUCGCCAGCUUCAAGACGCCAAGGGGGUGACGGCCCGAGUGCAAAACAACGCUCUGGCCGAGCUUGGGCUGGCUGCGGCCGAGCCCGGCCUCAUGAGGGACUACGUCGAGAAGAGGCUUCCGCUGCAGGACCAUCGCACCUUGUUGCAUGUUGCCACAAUGGCAGCACACGGCUGGGAGGCCGGCUUUCGCAGCGGGAAUCAGGAACUGAUGUCAUUCACCAGCCGUCUUUUGGUCUUCGCAGAGCAAGUGUCUCUCGACGCGGGAAAGCUGCAGUUGGGUUAUCUCUUGGGCGGCUUCCCAGACCCUUCACCGCUGGGGCUGGCGAGUCGGAGGGCCCCGGGCCUUCGGACCUUCAGCCGCCUGGCGGCUCCCCAGUGGCUUGCGGCAAACCUGGCCUACCUGAAGGACCUGGACUACGCCGAGACAAGGAUUGCCCAGCUAGGUACCGGCAGACCGCCGGCGGCUCCAAAGAGCCAACCUUCUUCGAGUGCCGGCCAGGACGCCACGGAGCAGGAGGAAGAGCAGCAGCCGCGAAGGCGACCACCACGUCGCCCGAAGAAUGCCUCAUAG
This is a messenger RNA of Symbiodinium sp. CCMP2592, 1668 nucleotides long. Lineage: Eukaryota; Dinophyceae; Suessiales; Symbiodiniaceae. The record is from the annotation of a GenBank genome assembly.